AUGUCCUCUGAUCUUCGCAUGCUCCUGCAUGCCCUCGUCAACCCGACAUCGAACGAGGGGUAUGUGCGAGAUCAGCAGACUCUGUCAGAGCUCUUCAAAGAGCCAGAGUUCUUCGUUGCUCUCCAAGCACUUGCUGCUGAUAAAUCGCUUCAACAGCAAGAGCGACUUAUGGCUUCUGUGAUCACGGCAAGGGAGCUGAAAACCAAAUGGCGAAGCAAAGCAAAACCCGAGGUCCGAGAAAGGCUCUUUAGCUUUAUUGAGGAAGGCGAUAUAUCUAUUGCUCGACCUCAACUUGGACUUCUCGUUGCGAUUGCUCGAAUCGAAUAUCCUAAGACAUGGCAGAACCUCCCUCAGCUUCUUCUUGAACCUCUUAUGAUGUGCUUGGCGCAUCUCGAUAACCUUUCUUCCUCCUCUUCUUCAACCAGUACUAUCCUUCUCAAUACCUUAUGGACCAUCAACGCUCUAGUCAAGGAAUGGAGGACCGUUAAGGUAUCGCACGGUGCUUUGGUGAUGCAGAAAUUCGAAGACGUCUUUACGGAUCCCGUGGGAAGAGUAAUUCUUGCUCGUCUCUGUCAAUGGCAAUGGUCUCGCUCUAAAGGUCUCCAAACUCAGGAAGCGCAUCACAGAAUCAAUCAUCUCGUUCACCAUUCCGUACAUCACGCUCCGAUCAUUCAAGCUCAUCGUCUUCGUCUUGUCACUCAACCGAACUCGGAAAAACUCAUCAAAUCGUUGACAAAACAUCUGAGGGCCAUUGGUAAAUGGUGGAGAGUGAUGAUCGGCCUUGACCCCAAAGGGUUCUGCAAGAUACCUGGUGUUACGACCGGUGUAGGUUGGUGGUGGGGAGAAGUUGGUGGGGUGGUGGCAGGUUCAGAUGGAGCUGUAGCCAAUGAUGUCUUCAAUCCACAUUUCAUUUUAUCCGCUUUUCACCUUCUUGUGGACAAGUUGUUACCCCUCACGUCCACAGAUCUCGAGGCAUUGGAAGAUGAACCUGAAGAAUGGCUGGUCGGCGAAAGCUUUGACGAAGAAGCUUGGGCGUUCGAGUUCAGGCCUUGCGCCGAGCGAGUUCUGAUCGCAUUGAAUAAUGCCUGUCGAAACGUCCCCAGAGAACACAAGACUUCCGCUGACAGAAUAGCGGCACCCGCUAGCGAUUUGCCUUCCAUCUUGAGACGUGAAGCGGUCUAUUGUGCCUUAGGAAGAUUGAGCAGAUCGGUAGCAACGUACGGAGGGGUCGAUUUCAACGGUUUAUUGACUGGAAUUGCCAGCUGGAUUGGAAACGGUCAACCUUUUGCGGAUGAAGAUGCUGCCAAGCUGCCUAUCGUUUGGCAAAUGCUGUUGCACUUGUUGUCAGAACGUAGCGAAGCCACUGAUAAAGCGGUCCAGCUAAGCGCGACAAUAGCAAUCAAGGAAUGUGUGGAUUCGAAGAAUUCCGCUACUCUCGAUGGAAAGCGAUAUGUCAACGACGCAAUCGGUGUGGUGAUUGAAAGAGUCGGAGAUCAGAUCCUGCCGUACUUACCGAAACUCGCUCAAUCUGUCCCAGGGCUGUGGCAUAGUGCCGGAGGUUUGGAAGGCGAAUGGUUGUUCAAGGCGUCCCUCGUCGUACUCACCACCAAACUCGUGUCCGCCGCAAAAGCUACUUCUGGCGAUUUAAUGGAACUCGUUAUCCCUCUCAUUGAAGAGAGUCUUCAACCGCCAGCGAAGGACUUCUUCGAAGAUGAUGGUCUGAUUUUAUGGCAAACAGCUCUCUGGAACGCGGCUUCACCCUAUCAGCCGACCAAAGAGACUGGAUUGAUCCGAUUGAUACCAGGUCUGCUCAGUAUGCUGGGAGAGAAUAUGGAUCUCCUCCCUAAAUUAUUACCUCUGCUUGACUCCUAUCUCUUACUCGACGCAAGUGGCAUCACCCAAGCAUACGGAGAAGCAAUAACCUCGACCUUCGCCAAGGCAUUGACCACCAGUAAACCCAACGCGGAAGCAGUCAGUCGUAUCCUCGUCACCGUCUCUCUCCUCAUUCGGACUGCGCCCUUGGCUCAGCUUGCGCCGCUUCUCCUCCACUCUGGUAUUUUCCAACACAUCACAACUGCUCUUGAGGAUGAUAAAGCUUCCGGUUUGAUCCUGGCCGCGUACCUGGAGAUUUUAUCUCGAAUCGCAAUCCUUGACCCUCGCAUAUUCCUUCAAUUGGUUGCCGAAUCUGCUAGGAUGCAAAAUCGAGAUGGGCAAAAACUCUUAGAUGAGGUUUUAGAUGCUCUCUGGAGGAAUUUCGAUUAUGUUGAUCGUUUUGAUGGCGAAUUUAUGAAUAUAUUCCUUGAUGUGUUGGGUGAAGUACAAGUGGCUCAAGACGAUCCCAACAGUAUAGAAACCGGACUGCGACCUUGGCAAGAUGAACACUCCUCACAAUGGUCGGAUAUCCAAUAUACCCCCGAGGGCAAGCGUCGAGUCACACUCGAAGACAGCGAUCCAGCAUACUCAGUCCCUCUCAAGGGUUACAUCGUUCAGAUCCUGCAUCAAGCUCAUGCAGUGGGAUUGGGACCUUUCUGGGACAAAGCGGAUGAAGGGACUAAACGAAGUUUGGAAAAAUUCCUCAGCUGA
Kwoniella botswanensis is the source of this 2583-nucleotide messenger RNA. RefSeq lists its product as uncharacterized. Lineage: Eukaryota; Fungi; Basidiomycota; Tremellomycetes; Tremellales; Cryptococcaceae. Gene Ontology annotation, cellular component: cytosol; nuclear envelope. The record is from RefSeq and is a predicted model, not a curated record. Bases 1 to 2583 code for a protein of 860 amino acids. The transcript is spliced from 16 exons. Gene Ontology annotation, molecular function: small GTPase binding. Gene Ontology annotation, biological process: protein import into nucleus.